CAAGAAUUUAGGCAGUUGGGGAGGCAGUAAACGUUUUUACGCUUUGUACGUACCUUGGAAAACUUUCGUCUUUUCAGGUCCUAUUUAUCCAAUCAUCCAGAUUUCAGAGGGAUGCAGAUUAAUGUGAAUGAACUUCUAAAAGAAAAAGCUAUCUGCCUACUUUGAAAAAAACAGAAGUGGACGCUGUUACUCAGCCUUCGUCUUUCCCAGAAUGUUUGCCAAGGUUACAGCAGCAGAGGGGAGGGGGAAGAGGAGAGCACACAAAGGCAGAGGAACAACGGAGGAGAGAGCGUCAUGCAGAAUGCAUGAGACACCGGAGAGGGGGAACUGAAGCAGAUGCAUUUUUUUUCUGCAGGAUUUCUGAAGCCAUCCUGUUAAAUCUUCAGCCAGUGCCUCAUUAGAUUCAAAGUCAAGGCGAGGAGGAGGAAUGACAUAAAAAAAAAAGAAGUGGGACGGGAGGAUCCAGAACGGCUACAGGAAGGGGGUCGGGCUUCUCUGACAAUGAUCCUCACCAACAGGGAGUUUGUCAGUGUUGACUUUCCUCAGUGGACUUUGCGUUCAGUGCUGCAGCGUUUUUCCCCGGCUGCUCUCAGGGGGAGACUGUGACUCUGUCCUGAGCCGGUCCUCAGCAUGCAGAGCGUACAGGACGAGUGCCGAGAAAUUCCAGAAAUCCAGAAUGACCGAGGAUGGGGUGGUGUGCUAAAAAUGAGAAGCGGAGCGCUUUCGGAGGUGACAAACGGUGGAGGAGAAGAGGAUGUGGGGAAAGAGUCUCUGAUGAUGGAGCUGACCAGGCUGGUGCAGAAGGUGAUGAAAGAGAGCAGCUGGUGGGAGAAGAGGGGAGUGGACUGCAGCAUCCUGACUGCAGCAUUCCUGAGCCUGGUACCUGCCUUCCUGUUGCUAGGCUCCUCUCAGCUGCUGUGGUUUUCCUUGGGGAUGCUAUUGAUGGGCUUGGCUCAUGCUAUCAUUACCGUCAAAGGGACACAUCUGGCCAGUCACGGAGCGCUCUGUGAGUCGCACACCUGGGCAAAGUUCUGGGCCAUCUUCUUCAUCGAGAUCUGCAGCUCAUUCUCAGCCCAAGCAGGCAUACAUGGCCACAUUAAGAUGCAUCAUGCCCACACCAACAUCAUUGGACUCGGCGACUCCAGCGUCUGGAAGAUUCCCUUUCUGCCUCGCAUCAUCUACUUGUUCAUGGCCCCCUUAUCUGUGCCGGUCAUCACUCCACUCGUUGCUCUAGCUCAUCUUAAAGGAAAUUCUUUAGGCAUGGUGGUCCGGACGGUCCUGAUGAUUGCACUGGGCCUGUAUUCACAGUAUUGGCUCCUCAUAAACGUGUCCGGGUUCAGGUCGAUGCCCGGAGCCUUGUUAUGCAUGCUGGUGUGCAGAGCCAUGUUCUCCAUUCCGUACAUCCAUGUCAACAUUUUCCAGCACAUUGGUCUACCAAUGUUCUCUCCAACAAAACGGCCGAAGAGGAUUUACCAGAUGACCCACGGAGUUCUGAACCUGCCCCGCAACCCUAUGCUGGACUGGACGUUUGGACACUCUCUGAUCAGCUGCCACGUAGAACACCACCUCUUCCCCUUUCUGUCAGACAACAUGUGUUUAAAGGUGAAGCCUGUUGUGUCCAAGUACCUGAUUGAAAAGAAGCUUCCCUACCAGGAGGACACCUACCUGUCCCGUCUUCACCUGUUCUUUACCAAAUACCAGGAGUUGAUGGUGUUCGCUCCACCCAUCACAGAGCUGGUGGGAGUGCAAUGACUGAGGGAGGAUGAUGUCAUCUUUACUUAGGACUUAUGACAUGUUUCAGCUUAUAUUGUGCUGAUUAAAACUGCUUUGAAACACAAGAAAGGCAUUAAAAAAAUAUGUACUGUCGAUAGCUUCAAUUAUAAGAGGUUUUUAAAACACUAACAGACUUUAAGAGUUACAGUUUAGCUGUUGAUUUAAUCAAAGACACCAAUAUUUAACCCGAGACGUUUUCUCUAAUCAGCAGCAUUGCUCUGACACUUUUGUUUCGACUUGGUUUCUGUCUUAUAAAGGUUCUGUCCAUCAUCAUCCUGACUUACCUCAAACAUGUACUGUCUACUACCUCAGCUAAGGUUAGAAAGUCACGUUUCCACUUUGACAAAGCUGGUAAAGGUGAUGAAUCUUUAGUUACUAGGCAAUGAUGGAAGACUGCUGCAUGAAGACUUGGCAUGGUGUAAACAGGAUAGGCUUCUAUGUCCAAAAGCACAAAUCUUUUCACAAUGUAGGCAUCAAAUUCUUUUCUUUUCCCUUGUUUAAAGGCAUUUACCAGUGCUAUAAUGGUCAAUGUAAAAUAUUAAAAUAUUCAUUUUGCUCAUUUUAAGUAGAAUAUAACGAGUUGGGCAAAAAGUGGCCAAUGAUGUAAUAUUAUUUUGGAGUCAAUAAUGUAACAUUCUGCCCAUAGUAUAAUAAGUUAUUAUGGUAUCGCAGUGAACCAUAAGAAAAAAAAAAUGUUAUGUUAUAUAAUCCAAAACUUUAUGACAUUAUUGGCAAGUUAUUUGAUUUAUUUCACUGAAAAUUCUUAUGUCAUCGGAUAACAGAAAUAGUGGCUACAUCUAUUUUUUUUAGCCACCACACAUUCUGUUGAAACCAGCUAAUCCCAUCUCUCUUUAUCAUUUAAAUCUUUAAAGCACAAAUCUUCUGUAAAAAAAAAAAAAAAAAAUCCUGGAAUGUGAGAUCAUGGAACCUUAUUUCAGAGGAUUAAGCCUUAAACUCAGGCUUUUAAUCAGUCAUAUGCUAAAACUUAAAAGUUUUAAUCCAAUUCUGCUGAUGUCUGACGCGGUGCAUCAUACUGCCGUGAUUUAGUUUCUUUAUGUCUGUUAUGCUGUGUGGAGUUUGUCUGCACUCUUUCCAUGACUUUCACAAGUUCUUGCUUUGUUCGGUCAUCUGUAAUUAGGUCUUUUACCUUUGGAUUUAAAUGUAAUAAACAAAAAGCUUCAUUUCUGUCUAUAUCAUUGUUCACUUCUUUUCACUUCUCACUGAGUAAAACUUAGUUGAACAUGAAAAGCAACAAAAAAAAUGAAAUAAGCAAGCUAACUGUUGGAGCAGACCACAAAACGUUAAAAAAUGUCUCAGGAAAACCUUAAGCAGCAUUACAGGACUUAUAGCAGGUUUCAGAUGGUUUUGAUGUAAAAGCAGAUACCUGUGUGUAUCAUGGUUUGGAAAUGUUUUGCUGAAAUUGUUUUAAAAAAGUAAAGUGAAGUAGGAUGGGAUCCCAUUAACAUGACCAUAGACCAAAACAUACCAGCAAAUCAAGGAGUUGUCUAUAAGGAAGUCAAAAGUCUUUCUUAUUCUGGGUCUAGUCAAAGCCUGAAUCCUGAUCUCAUUGAGAAGCUGUGAGGUGACUUGAAACUGGCUGACACAUUCAAGAAAACCCUCAUACAUCUCACAGCUGAAAGCAAGCUUUCUUUAGAGCAAUACUGACUGGUAGAGGCACGGCUUAAAGCAUAUUUCACUGAAGUGAGAUAAGAGAUAAAAAUGUGAUUAAACAUCGCUAUAUGAAUAUUUCUUAAGAAUGAACCAAACAUUUAUUGUUCUUGCUGUUACAUGAUAACAGCAAAAAGCCACGUCAUCAUGUAACUGCAGCUUCUUGCUGUGGGUGUGCCAUGUAGGAGCUCUGUGUGAGCUCCUACAUGCAUACUGCAGGAGCACCCAACAAUAGACUGAGUCCAGAUCUCAGCUUUUAGGCAACAGACAA
This is a messenger RNA of Poecilia latipinna (sailfin molly), 3712 nucleotides long. It is a transcript of the gene fads6, whose product is annotated as fatty acid desaturase 6. Bases 631 to 1752 code for a protein of 373 amino acids. The record is from RefSeq and is a predicted model, not a curated record. Lineage: Eukaryota; Metazoa; Chordata; Actinopteri; Cyprinodontiformes; Poeciliidae. Gene Ontology annotation, cellular component: membrane. The transcript has 7 exons. Gene Ontology annotation, molecular function: oxidoreductase activity, acting on paired donors, with oxidation of a pair of donors resulting in the reduction of molecular oxygen to two molecules of water. Gene Ontology annotation, biological process: lipid metabolic process.